AAACUGACUUUCUCUAAUUAUUUUCCAUAGAUUCUUUAUUGUCACACUGAAAAGAAAUCUUUGCCGAUAUUCCUUAAUCUUUUACUUUAAAUUUUACCAAUUUGCUGGAAAUUGUGAAAGAACUAAGUAAUAUUGGGGGCAACAAAAAUAAGGCUCUAGGGAUCCCUACAAAAUAUUGCUUAUUGCUGCUUGGAACCAUGUUGGAACUAAUGACAUGGCGGGUGUUAGGUCCGAUGUUGUUGUCGUUGGUUCCUGCUUCGUUGAUAUGAUCAGUUAUGUUCCUUAUUUUCCAAAAUUUUAUGAGACAGUUAAGGGAACAAAAUUUCAAUUGGACUUUGGUGGAAAAGCAGCUAAUCAGUGUGUGAUGGCCCAAAAGCUUGGAGCAAACACUGUUAUGGUCGCUAAAAUUGGCAGCGAUCAGUUUGGGAAAGACACGAUUCAGAAUUUUAAGAAGUUUGGGGUGAACACUGAUUUUAUUUCGGUAACUGAUAAAGCAGAGACAGGUAUUACUAGCAUAGCUGUGAACAGUUCUGGUGAACCAGCAUUUAUCAGCCUUGCAGGAGCAAACAGACAUCUCACUGUAGAAGACAUAAUGGCUGCAGAAACUGUUAUUCAGUCUUGUCCAGUCAUGGUAUGCGACAAGGGAAUACCUCUCAAGAUUGCUAUGGAAGCAUUAGAGUAUGGAAAAAAACUAGGCACUAGGACAGUAUUCAAUCCUUCACCUAAAUUGGAAUCAAUACCACAAGCUGUGUACACAAACACUGAUGUUUUAGUACUUAACAGAGAGGAGGGUGAAAGCUUAACAGAUAUCUCUGCAAAUGACUUUGAAGGAGUUAAAAGGGUCAUUGUUAAACUUCACCAGCAGGGUACUUCACAUGUAGUGUUAACUCUUGGAUCAGAGGGCGCUAUCUCUUCUGAAAUGACUCCAGAACAUAAAAAUCCAGUGAUGGCACACAUUAGAACAUCAAAAGUGGAUGUUGUGGAUACAACUGGUGCUGGUGAUGCCUUAACAGGAGCACUAGCAUUCUUCCUGUCAUGUUAUCCUCAACUCUCAUUCGCCGAGAUGGUGUCCAGGGCAGUAAAUAUUGCGACAGUCACCGUGACAGUGCAUGGUGUUCAGUCCAGUUAUCCCACAAGAGAAGAACUAGAUGACUGGUUAUUUGAUAUUGAUGCAAAACCAUCUGAACAAUUACAUCUUGAAAUUCUGAGUGGUGAGAACUUAGAACAAGAAGAGACCUAAACCAAAGUCAAAGAGCGCACCUAUUGCAGUGGUGCCAGUUGACACUUUUUGUAAUGUUCAAAUACAGACGUCUUGCGAUCAAGGCCUUAAGCAGCCACGUUAAUAUGCAUUCAUAGAAAACAAGAUCUACAUGCACUGGCUGGCAUACACACCAUCUUACUAUCAAUUAGCUUUGUGAACUUCAUGUUACCUUGCCUAUUGUAUUUGUUAAUCCGAAAACUUACAGUGCAAAAUCAUCUGUGCUGCUGUGCUGAGACUUUCGAACAGAGUCUAUUGACAUUAGCAGGGACUAGGGGUAGCUCUUUUUUGAGAUUUUUUUUAAGCAUUAAAGAUUUUAAAUAUGUUACAGUAAGUGUGCUUUUUACACUUCAAGUCAAAUAAAUUUAUACAAGAAUUGAGAAGUGCCCCAUCCUGAAAAUACAAUUUUGAGCUUUUCAACCCAGUCUCACUCACAAUACUUAUUACUGUGUGCCACUCCGAUAAUGCUGCUCUAGGUCAUCAUUAAAAUAAUUUAUUAUAGAUGGCCAUCAUUACAUGUAAUGUAAAUUUCAAAAUUUAAACAGACCACUGUACCAGAAAUGUAGCCAAGUCUCUGCUUGAAAGCAAGCUUUGAGUUGACCUUGUGGUGAUAGAGUCUAGAAACUAGUUAGCAUAUUAAAUACCCCGGGGGAG
This is a messenger RNA of Orbicella faveolata, 1912 nucleotides long. Its product is annotated as ribokinase-like. Gene Ontology annotation, molecular function: ribokinase activity. The record is from RefSeq and is a predicted model, not a curated record. Gene Ontology annotation, biological process: D-ribose metabolic process. NCBI's taxonomy places the organism in Eukaryota, Metazoa, Cnidaria, Anthozoa, Scleractinia, Merulinidae. Gene Ontology annotation, cellular component: cytosol.